AUGUUUUACAAUCACGACAUUUUGUCUCGACGCAAGACGGGUCUGGGCAUCGUCUGGCUAGCGGCGACGCUCGGCGAUCGAAGUAUCGUCCGACGGCUCAGCCGCAAGGAGAUUCUGAACGUCGACAUUGGCGGAGCGUGCGAGUACGUGCGUCGGCCUACGGAGCCGCUAUCGCUUCGGCUUUCGAGUCAGCUCAUGUUCGGGCUGGUCAAACUUUACUUUCAUCGAACCGAUCUGCUAUACCACGAUGUAACGAGUGCACACAGCGAAGUGAGACGGACAAUGCUGUCGACUACGAUUGUGCGGACCGAGGAAUCCAAGCAGCUCGAUAUGCGCAAGAUGGUAGCGAGCAGAGAUGCGAUUACGAUGCCGCUGGAUUUGGCCUUCUUCACGCUGGAUUUCGACGCGGUCGCUACGGGCAUGUUGUACAGAUGGAGUGUUGAACCACCACAGAGAGGCGGCUUGCAGGAGCAGAGCGUGGAGGAUGGAUUUAGAACGCCGACGCCCGCCUCGUUUGUCGAGCAGGAGGAGAGAAUCACGCUACCAGAGACACGCUUUGACGAGCAGGAGUUGGGUCUGCCGAGAGCGUUCGGAGAAGUCGAGGAUUUCGGUGCCAUGUCGGCAGAAGGUGGGUUUGAUGAGGACGAGGCAGAGCGGCUGGAUUUGGGCUUGGAAGGUGCCGAGUUCGUUCAAGAUCGACCGGAUGUCUUGGUGCCAGCCGCACCCGAAGGCAUUCAACGUCGAUCUGUCGGCGACGAUACGAUCACGUCACAAUGGCAAGAACUCGAACAAAGACUGACGCAAGAAGCGGCGCGCAUGGAAGCGGGUGCUCUCAUCGAAGGCAUUCCCACCGUCACCCCCGCUCGUCGAUCGCGAGACCAAGAGGACGCAGCCGAGGUCGAAGCAUCUCUGCGACUUGCAGCUCGCCAACGCCGAAUCGCACCGUUUCCGUCUGAAGAUGGCACCACCAUGCUCAGCGACACGCAAUUGCGCUUGGCUCGAAGCGACUAUGCACAGCGUAUGGCUACCGAGCGUGCUGCAGCACAAGACAGAGCGAGACGCAGCGCAGCGCAUGUCACAGCACGCCACUUGUUGUUGAGCCCACCGCAAGAUAUGGCACUCCAUCCGGCGUUGGCGGGAAUGUGGCAGAUGACGGUGGGACAGCACCUUGUCUCACGUCGAGCGUGGUUCGUUCAGAUGCGAACCGAGGCUGCACUUGCACCUGUCGACGAGCUACCGCCGACACCUCCUCCGCCGACACCGAUCGCGCUGGAUUUGGACGAGGUGGCUGACGUAGGCGUGGCACGAGCAGCGGUAGCCAUGCCGGACUUACCAGCUGCACUUCGCGGCGCUCGAGAGUCUCUUCCCUGGAACGUUUUUAUGGAGCACCGUAGAAGGUCGUCCAUGAUGCCAUCGAUUUCCUAUGAUCAGCCACCCACCGUGGAACGCGCAACAACACCGCUUCGACUGCGCGACGUUUCAGUGGAAACACCCACAGGAUUGCGUCGAUUGCCACCGCACGAAUCACCGCUCUUUCCACCCGCUUCGCCAUCCACCGUGGCGGCACUCGACGUGUUCGACCUGCCCCCACUGUCCGUUGCGAGAACACCGUCUGUCGAGCCAUUCAGACUUGGCCUCCCCGCCGCCGCCACCACUGCAGCAGUGGGCGAGGCGGAGCGUUCGCCUACUCCACCCUACCAAUUCUUGCAACAAGACAUGCAGGAGGAGACGCGCAAUUUUCUCGAGUACGCACGUUCGAUUCGAGAGCAGUUACAAGAUCCGGAUUUCUUGUUUUUCAGCGACCUCGCUCCCGUAGCCAGCAGCACACCAGCUGUUGCUGCGCAGGCAUUCUACCAUACACUGGCGCUUGCUGGUCGAGCCAGCUUCAAAGUCAAGCAGGAUGAAGCGUACCAGGAGAUCCGCAUUUUUCUCGUUCAUCCAUGA
Messenger RNA from Mycosarcoma maydis (corn smut), 1944 nucleotides. RefSeq lists its product as uncharacterized. The transcript has a single exon. The record is from RefSeq and is a predicted model, not a curated record. Gene Ontology annotation, biological process: synaptonemal complex assembly; mitotic sister chromatid cohesion; replication-born double-strand break repair via sister chromatid exchange. Gene Ontology annotation, cellular component: cohesin complex; synaptonemal complex. NCBI's taxonomy places the organism in Eukaryota, Fungi, Basidiomycota, Ustilaginomycetes, Ustilaginales. Bases 1 to 1944 code for a protein of 647 amino acids. Gene Ontology annotation, molecular function: chromatin binding; protein binding.